Messenger RNA from Penicillium cinerascens, 1299 nucleotides. RefSeq lists its product as uncharacterized. NCBI's taxonomy places the organism in Eukaryota, Fungi, Ascomycota, Eurotiomycetes, Eurotiales, Aspergillaceae. Gene Ontology annotation, cellular component: cytoplasm. Gene Ontology annotation, molecular function: protein binding. The coding region runs from base 1 to 1299 and encodes 432 amino acids. The transcript is spliced from 4 exons. The record is from RefSeq and is a predicted model, not a curated record.
AUGCAUAUGAACAAGAGGAUCGGCCGUCUCAAGCAGUGGGCCGGAGAGCGGAUGGGAGGAGAGGUCAAAACCAACCAAACCGAUGACUUCAAGGCCAUGGAGACGGAGAUGGGAGUGCGACACGAGGGUGUCGAGCGCAUUCACAAGUCCAUGACCGCCUAUAUCAAGGCUAUUUCGAAGCGCAGCGAGGGUGACGACAAGGAGAAGACUCUGCCCGUAGCGCAUUUAGGAAGCAGCAUGGUUAGCCACGGAGAGGACUUUGACGGAAACUCUGAAUAUGGACAGUGUCUUACCAUGUACGGAAGGACCGAAGAGCGCGUUGCGCGCAUCCAGGAGCGCUACAUCGCUCAGGCGACUUCGAGCUGGCUUGAGUCCCUGGAGCGAUCCUUGACCCAGAUGAAAGAUUAUCAGACUGCUCGCAAGAAGCUUGACAGCCGGCGCUUGGCAUACGACACCUCUCUCGCCAAGAUGGAAAAGGCCAAGAGAGAAGACUUCCGUGUUGAAGAAGAGCUGCGCAGUCAGAAGGCCAAAUACGAAGAAGCCAACGACGAUGUGCUCCGCCGGAUGCAGGACAUCAAGGAAGCGGAAGUCGACAACGUAAUGGACAUGGGUUCCUUUUUGGAAGCUCAGCUGGAGUAUCAUGAGCGCUGCCGUGAAGCCCUUUUGCAACUCAAGAACGAAUGGCCUGGCAGGUCCGGCCCAAACCCAUCUCCUAGCCGUCGCCCGAUCCGCGCCCGAUCCAACACGGCUAAUUCUUACUCGGAGCGAUAUGAUCCUCUCCAGGAGGAGCUUGCCAGUGUCACCGAGGGCCGUCCUCCAAUCCGUUCCACCAGAACUAUCAUGACCGAGUCCCCAGCACGAGAACUCUACCCACCCAACAGUACAUCCACGCGAGGUACUCUGAACCGCACGCCUACUUUUGAGGGACCGGCACAGCUGCGCCAGGAGCAGUCGCCGGCCGCGUCUCAAUGGAUCCAGCGAACAGCGAGUGAUAACCUGGUCACUCGCGGAAGCAGCACCCAAUUCCCGAAUGGUCGACUGCCCAUUGAUCCAUACGCAGACUCGGAGGAGAUCAGCUCCUAUGGUCGUUCCAGCCCCGAGCAGAGCUACGGCAAUCGGUCCAACUCUCCUGCUACAUCGCAUGGGAGUGUAGCAUCUCGGAGACCCAGCGCAACCACCCUAAGCACCGCCGGAUUGGCCAAGAAAGCUCCCCCACCACCUCCUCCAUGCCGCUCCAAAAAGCCUCCCCCUCCACCACCGCCGAUGAAGCGCAGUCUGAUGACAGCGAGUGAUGCAUAG